Hevea brasiliensis (rubber tree) is the source of this 3252-nucleotide messenger RNA. RefSeq lists its product as uncharacterized. The transcript is spliced from 14 exons. The coding region runs from base 269 to 3088 and encodes 939 amino acids. The record is from RefSeq and is a predicted model, not a curated record. Gene Ontology annotation, cellular component: spliceosomal complex. NCBI's taxonomy places the organism in Eukaryota, Viridiplantae, Streptophyta, Magnoliopsida, Malpighiales, Euphorbiaceae. Gene Ontology annotation, biological process: regulation of mRNA splicing, via spliceosome; mRNA processing. Gene Ontology annotation, molecular function: RNA binding.
AAAAUAGUCAUAAGAGGAUACCGCCAAUCAUCCUUGCAUUAGUCACUAGAGCUACCAGAGAUUUUACGCAGAGAGGGGGUGUUGAAGUAUCGAGAGGCGCCAUUGCCGUAACCGACCUUUCACCAAUUUUCCCCUUUUCUCUCAGAAUACCCAAUACACAGCUUUAGCUCUUUCCACAAGUAUACCUCUCAGUUGCUCUCGCAGUGAAUCCCUUCUAUCUUACGGAUUUUGCCUUAAUUCACGUCAUCCUUCGUCAAAACCCUAAAAGAUGUCGGGCGGGUUUUUUCGGGGUACUUCUGCUGAUCAAGACACUCGAUUCUCGAACAAGCAAGCCAAGUUGUUGAAAUCGCAGAAGUUCGCUCCCGAAUUGGAACAUCUGGUGGAUAUGAGGAAAGUGAAGAUGGAUGUUAUCAGACCAUGGAUUGCUAAUAGGGUGACUGAGCUUCUUGGGUUUGAAGAUGAAGUUCUUAUCAACUUUAUUUAUGGCCUCCUUGAUGCAAAGGAAGUGAAUGGGAAGGAGGUUCAAAUAUCACUUACAGGAUUUAUGGAGAAAAACACUGGAAAGUUUAUGAAAGAGCUUUGGACACUUCUUCUCAGUGCACAGAAGAAUGAUAGUGGUGUUCCUCAGCAAUUCUUGGAUGCCAAAGAAGAGGAAACACGGAAGAAGCAGGCAGAGGUGGAUAGAAUAACAAAUGAAAUUCAGAAGAAGAAAGAGAAGGAGGGUAAAGAAUUUAAGUGGGAGCGAUCAAAGAAGAUGGACGGUGGGGCCGAAACUAAGGCCAAUGUUGCUGCUGUGGAGUCAGCCUCAAAGCAUAUGGCAAAAGGUUUGAGUGGUGGUCCAGAGGAUGAGAAAGAAACUGACAAUGGAAAUGGUGUUAGAGGGAGGAACAGGUCUUCUAAAUCUCCCCAUUCAGCUGAUCGUUCAUCUUCAUCAUCCCCUCGAGGUUCACCUUCUCGAAACAGCAGGUCAUUUUCAAAUUCUGGGAGUUAUUCUGGUGGCAGACACAAGACUAGGAGUCUGUCAAGAUCACCAGAAGCACAAAGGCGAUCUGUUUCUUCGGAAAGGGUCUACCGCUCACCAGUAAGAAAAUCUGUUACACCUCGCCGGAGGUAUUCAUCUCGAGGCUCUCUUUCUCCUUCAAGGAACAGACCAUUGUAUUUUAGGCAAAGAUCAAGAUCAUCUUCACGCCGCAGAUCACCUUCUCCAAUACGACGUAGAUUGCACUCUCCAUUUCGACGCAGAUCGCCCUCAGCAAUUCACCAUAGAUCUCCCUCGCCUAUUCGGCGUCAUAGAUCUCCCUCACCCAUUCAACGUCGUAGAUUGCCCUCGCCCAUUCGACGCCGUAGAUCGCCCUCGCCCUUUCGCCGUAGAUCACCCUCGCCCUUUCGCCGUAGAUCACCCUCACCCAUUCGACGCCGUAGAUCGCCUUCACCCAUUCGACGCCGUAGAUCGCCUUCACCCCUUCGACGCAGAAGAUCACCUUCGCCCCUUCGACGCAGAAGAUCACCCUCACCUGUGCGGCGUAGAUCACCCUUGCCCAUGCAGAUGCAGCAUAGGUCACCCUCACCGGUGCAGCGUAGAUCUCCCCCUAUACGACGCAGAUCACCCUCUCCCUUCCGCCGCAGGUAUCAGAGAUCCCCAUCAACUCCCCAUCACAGGUCUCCAUCUCCAAGACAUAGGUCACCUAUUCCUGCCCAUAGGAGAUCACCAAUGCCUUCUCGUCGGAGGUCUCCUUCGCCUUAUGGAUCAAGUUCUCCUUCUCCUGUCCAGUAUAGGUCUUCUUCACCUGUAAGGAGAUCUUCAAAGGAACAUAGGAGGUCGCCUGCGCAAUCUCUUGGGGAAAGAGUUAGUAUGCGGGAAAAAUCAUCCCCCGUGUUGCGUAGACCCUUUAAUUCUUUGAGGUCACCACAAAGAGAUUCAAAGGAUUGGAAGGAUUCGCGUGUUAAAUUGUCAUCUUUGUCGCCUUCACCAGAGAAGUCUCCAGUUCGGCUGGAAUCUUCACCAAUUACAAGGACUAAGAAUUCUAGUGAGGAUAGAAGGUCAAUUAGUCCAUAUGAGAGCCCUGUGAGGCAAAGAAAAGGGAUAAGAAAUAGGUCUUCUAGUCCAUCCCGGAGUCCUGUGAGGCAAAGAAGGGGCCAUGUUACACAUGAUGACAGCUUAAGCCCUCCACAUAAGCCAAGACAGCAGAAAACUUAUCAAGAAAUUCCUCAGUAUAGAAAAGAGGAUGAAGAUACUGAUCAUGCUCGGGAUUAUAAAUCCAGGUCUUCGCAGAAACGUUCUAUGCAUACAUCUGUCAUCAGUAAGCAGAAAGAUUCUCCUGUCAAGGUCCAUUCGAAGAAUGAUAAUUCACCUGAAAGAAUGGCAGGUCAUCAGGUUAAUGAAUCUCUGAGCCAUCUUGAUAUUGUGGAAUCAAGGAAGAAAGACCAGGAAAUAAAGAGUGAGAAGGGUUCUCAGAAGGGGGCUUAUUCUGAAACACCGGAGCGGCAGAAGUCUCCAACCUCAUAUGAGGAGCCUUCGCUGGGGAAGAGACAAAUGUCUUAUGCGGGAGAGGGUAAAAAAUCUGAUGAGAGAAACCAUUCACAUUCAAACAAGGUCAAGGACAGUGAUAAGUGCCAUAAGUCAGAAACUAUGCAGAUGUUGGUGGAAAAAGCUGAUCACAGUAAUGGAGGCGGUAGUGCGUUUGAUUAUGGUUCUGAGGAAAGUGACAAGCGCAGAACUGAGAACAAGGAAAAGCGAAAGCAUAAAAGAUCACAUAGGGAAGAAGUGGCUUCAGAUGAUGAUUACAGUUAUGAUUCUGAAUAUGAAGAAAGGAAAGAGGCUAAGAGGAGGAGGAAGGAAGAAAAGAAACUACGAAAGGAGGAAAAACGUCGGCGGCGUGAGGAGCGACGUCGUAGAAAGGAAGAACGGCGUGCAGAGAAGCUCAAGUUGAAGGGUUUAAAUGAUGUUAAUUCUUCUGAUGAUGAACCUGCGGGGAGGAGGGAUCCAAGUGACAGUGAAGAUGCACAUACUGAGCAGAAGAAACUUGAGAUUGAAUUGAGGAAGAAGGCUCUUGAAUCACUUAAAGCAAAGAAGGGCAUUAGUCACUAAUUUAUUGCUGUCGUGAACAUUACUGUUUUAUUCUAGUUAAGCUGUUUUUUAUAUAUUUGCUAGGAACUUUGUUUUGAAUGGGAGUUCUUUUAUAUUGGUAACUGUUUAAUGUAGCCUGUUUGCUGCUGGCAGCUGAAAUGGAUAAAUGAGGGUUUCCUGAGCUA